Molecule: messenger RNA, 2842 nt
Organism: Malania oleifera
Lineage: Eukaryota; Viridiplantae; Streptophyta; Magnoliopsida; Santalales; Ximeniaceae
Exons: 11
Coding region: 680-2413 (577 amino acids)
Source: RefSeq, a predicted model, not a curated record
CGGAUGCUGACGUGGCCAACCGACAACAGGAGAGAGAGAGAGAGAGAGAGAGAGAGUCUUCCUGCGUGUUUGUGCCAGCGAAAUUUCGGACAGGAGGACUGAACAAUAGGGAAGGAAAAAAUGGGGAAAUGCAAAGAAAAGAGAUGAAAAGGAAAUGGAGGCUCUGUAAUUUGUUUAUUUAUUUAUCUAUCUAACAAUUUGGGAAGCUUUCCCUCUUCAUCUUCUUCUAGCGUUUAUAAGGGGGUCUGCUGGUAUUGCUUUCGGAUCCGACGUCGUCCUCGUCGUCGGACCCUCCUUUUUCUCUCUCCCUCUCUCUUUUUCUCUCUCUCUCUCUCUAGAUUCAACAGCUCUCGUUCUGGUAGUUGUUGCAGAGAGGGGGGAGGGGGACGAAUCUCCAUUUCUCUGUCUUCAGGUCUCUCUCUCUCUCUCUCUCUCUCUCUCUGGUUUUAAUGAAGAGUGAAAUGCAUUAAGAGAUCUGGGAAUUGAAGUUUUGAAGUAACAUAACUGAUCUGUUCAUGGUUCUCAUUGUCUCAUUCUGUUCCCUGAUUCCAGCAAUUCCCUGUGGUAACUCAUUUUCUUAGAAUAUAUAGCUUUCUUGGAAGUUCUUUUUUGUGGGGCUGGCAUCUCUUAUGAAGGCAAUAUUUAUUGUUUCAUAGAUUUGCACAACUAAAUAGUCAUAAUGGGUGGUUGCGUGUCAACACAAUCAAAAAAAAUUAAAUCACGGACGAAAUACCAUCACCAUUUGAGAAAAUUCCGUGGAAAAAUAGCUGGUUUUGCCACUGAUGGAACCAAGAAGAAGAAUGGUGAUGCUGGAACUCGUGUAACAGAUUUUGCUCUUAGUGAGUUUCUUCAUUUGGACUUUGAGAAGGGUGCAACAACCACUUGCCGAAAGUCUCAGGUUUCCAAUUCUACCUUUCAUCUCACCCAGCUGCAAUGGCUCCGCAGUCAACUAGAUGCUAAUGUGAUUUGCCAAGAGGAAGCAUGGUUUGACUCAGUUAGUAUUUUGGAGUCUGAUUCAGAUGAGGACUAUAGCAGUGUGCAUGGAGACUCUUUUCCUUCAGUUGGCAAUGCAAUUGGCAACAUCUCAAGUGGCCAAGUGCUUCAAUAUGAAACUUCGUCAUGCUUUGUGGAUGGCAGGCAUAAGUAUGAAGAAUACCAUGAAAGUUAUUUGAAAAUAGAUGGAGGUAAAGGCGAUAAGUUUUUGAGCAAAGACGAGUUCAAGGAAUCAAAUGCGUAUACACUGAUAAGUUCUCAGGGUUAUGAGCUUUCGCACUUGGGAAAGUUUGAUGAAGCUUACCCGAAGAGAAAGAAAAUGCUAGAAAAAUCUCAUGGAAGCUUUAAUGGUCUAAAAGAGGACAGACAUGAUUCUGGAGAAAAAGCUCCUGAGAUCAACCGGAAGUCCGGAAUAAAUCGGUUGGUUCCUUCUGUAAGUUUCAAUGACAAGAUUAUAAAUCCACCCAGCCCUGGUCCACAAUCUCAAAGAAAGAAGUCAACAGUUAUCAGGCUUUCUUUUAAGAGGAAAUCCUGCGAGGGAGAAGAGACAACUGAAUAUUGUACAUCAAAAAAAUUCUUGUAUCGUCCCAGAGCAGGACUUCUAGUUCCAUGUUGUACAGGUGAAAAGCCAACCCCAGGAUGUUGGUCUGAGGUUGCGCCCUCAAAUUUUAAGCUCCGCGGUGAGAACUAUUUCAGAGAUAAGCGGAAAUUCCCUGCUCCAAAUCACAGUCCGUAUACUCCAAUUGGUAUUGAUCUAUUUUUUUGCCAAAGAAAGAUUCAUCACAUUGCCCAACACCUUGAGCUUCCUCAUGUGAAAGCGGAAGGCAAGGUGCCUUCACUCCUUAUUGUUAAUAUCCAGAUGCCUACUUAUCCUGCUGCAAUGUUCCUCGGUGAUAGUGAUGGGGAAGGGAUGAGCCUUGUACUAUAUUUUAAAGUUUCCGAAAGUUUUGAGGAAGAUAUUUCGUCUAAUUUCCAGGAAAACAUCAAGAGGUUGGUUGAGGAUGACAUGGAAAAGGUUAAAGGGUUUGCAAAAGAUUCCACAGUUCCUUUUAGAGAAAGGCUGAAGAUCAUGGCUGGGGUGGUUAAUCCAGAGGAUCUUCACUUGAGUUCUGCAGAAAGGAAGCUUUUACAAGCUUAUAAUGAAAAACCAGUCCUUUCACGCCCUCAACACAAUUUCUAUAGGGGCCCAAAUUACUUUGAGAUCGACCUGGACAUUCAUCGCUUCAGCUUCAUAUCAAGAAAGGGACUUGAAGCAUUUCGAGAGCGUUUGAAAUAUGGAAUACUUGACCUUGGUUUAACAAUUCAGGCACAGAAACCAGAAGAACUGCCAGAGCAAGUGCUGUGCUGUGUGAGGCUGAACAAGAUUGAUUUUGUUGAUCAUGGCCAAAUACCCACAAUCAUGACUCCUGAUGAUGAUUGAUUUUUGGAAGGUGAGAUGCACCGUCUGGCUGUUUUUAACAAAUCAAAACCCCAUGUGGCCGACGAUCUCGAUGCAACACCCCAUGUAGUUGAAGAUCGCGACAUUCAGUUCGUUCAAAUCAUAAUUCUUUUCAUUUCCAGCCUUAUGUAAAUGAAACAAAAGAAAAAAAUUAUUUUGAAUUUUCCAUAGGGCAAUUCUAUUGCAGCAUUAAUAAUUGUUAGGGCCACAUGCUUAAGUGCACUGGGAUGUGACCUCACCAAUUGUUGAUGCGGUCAUAGGCCCACCCUUUUCGAAAAAAUAAUACUAACAAAAUUGUUGCUGAAUAAUGAUUUUGUAAUAAUAAUUAUGUUAAUGUAAUCACCUAUAUGCUUGAUAAGAACAUGUAAUAAAAUUGGAUUCAAAAGCACAAGUUGGUGACUGAAUUUGAAA